Messenger RNA from Lizanozyma spartinae, 867 nucleotides. RefSeq names its product Sod6p (gene SOD6). The record is from RefSeq and is a predicted model, not a curated record. Gene Ontology annotation, molecular function: metal ion binding. Lineage: Eukaryota; Fungi; Ascomycota; Pichiomycetes; Serinales; Debaryomycetaceae. Gene Ontology annotation, biological process: superoxide metabolic process. The transcript has a single exon. The coding region runs from base 1 to 867 and encodes 288 amino acids.
AUGAAGUUCACUACACCACUCAGCGUUGUUCCAAUUGUUAUGGGAACAGCUAUGGCCAGUCAAGCGCCUAAAGUAUCCACCAAUCCCGACAAAGCAAUUGCUAUUGCUGACUUCCCACAAGGCGGCAAUAGUCAAAAGACCUUAGGGAAUGUUAUCUUUUACACCAAGAAAAACAAUGAGGUUAAGGUUCAUGUUGAUAUGACAGGGUUACCUGCUAUGAAUGGGCCCUUUCAAUAUCAUAUCCAUGAAUAUCCCAUUGGCGCCAAUGGAGAUUGUGAAUCCACAGGACUUCAUUUUAAUCCUUAUGGAGCAACUCCAGAUUGUAGUCUGCAACCAGAUGAUUCUUAUUGUCAAGUUGGAGAUUUAUCGGGUAAACAUGGUUGGAUUAAUACCACAUGUUUUGAAACCAAAUAUUAUGACCCUUACUUAUCUUUAGAUCCUAAUUCUCCUGCUUAUGUUAUUGGUAGAUCUGUUGUGUUCCAUUAUGCAAAUUUAACCAAAUUUGCUUGUGCAGAUAUCGUACCACUCUCCAAGCAAAAGUUGACGUCCCUUGAUAAUGCCGCCAUGGAAAAAGCCAAUGAAUACAUGGCUGGUCAACUUGAAGGAGUAACAAUUGGUGAUGAUAAAAGUCCACAAGUCCAAUUAGAGAGAAGAAAUUUGGAUACUUUUGUUGAUGAUGAUAUGACUUCUUCAAAGAAAUGGAACCCAAAGAAUUCAACCAUUCCAAAGCAUAAUUAUUCUAAUAAUUCAAAUGCUUCUUUAAAUCAUUAUGAAUCUUCAAUUUAUGAUGAUAGUGGUUCAAAAUCAGGAAAUAAUGCUGGUAUCAUUCCUUAUAUGAUAUCGGGUAUUCUUUUUGCCUUAUUUUAA